Messenger RNA from Chrysoperla carnea, 2204 nucleotides. Its product is annotated as protein RCC2 homolog. The record is from RefSeq and is a predicted model, not a curated record. The transcript has 8 exons. Bases 83 to 1531 code for a protein of 482 amino acids. Lineage: Eukaryota; Metazoa; Arthropoda; Insecta; Neuroptera; Chrysopidae.
CGACAGACGAAUUUUACAACCAAUCAGUUGGUUAUUUUAUUAAUGUUAUAUUUCUUCCCUCCACUUCUGUCUUCAUAUACCGAUGUCGAGCAAUAAGAGAAAGCGAGCACCUGCUAAGAAACCAGUGAAACGAGGUAAAAAACAACAAGAUGACAGUGAUAUGGAAUCAGAUUUAAGUAACGAUAGUGAUGUCGAAACCGGUGGUGGACAUCAAGCUGAUGAAGUUUUAAUUCCUGGUCAUGAUCUCGAGGAACCCACAAAAUUACCGGAAGAAUUGUUAAAAACGAUGAUAAAACCUGCAGGUCAAUUACUUAUCUGCGGUCUAGUUAGUUGGGAAUUAACUGGUAAAUUAAAUGCGAAAAAAGGACCGGCUAGAGUUCAACCAAAUCUGUACAUUCCACAUCGUUUUACUGAUUUACGAAUACGUUAUGCCGUUUCGGGUUGUAAUGCGGCACAUACGGUUGUUGUUACCGAAGAAGGUAAAGCAAUGACAUUCGGACGGAACCAGAUGGGACAAUUAGGUCAUAAUGAUACAAAAACUCGUGAUGUACCAACUGAAGUGGCUGAAUUGGUUGAACAUAAUAUUAUUGGAGCCGCUUGUGGACGAAAUCAUACAUUAUUUUUGACUGAUACUGGCACCGUGUACGCUUGUGGUGAUAAUAAAUCUGGACAAUGUGGAAUUGGUACAGUUACACCAAGUGUUUUAAAACCUACACGUAUUAAUUAUCGUGGAGCACCAAUCAUUAAAGUUGGUUGUGGUGCAGAAUUUUCAGUUAUUCUAGAUUGUAAAGGUGGUCUUCAUACAUUUGGUUUACCCGAGUAUGGUCAACUUGGUCAUAAUACUGAUGGAAAAUUUUUCCAAACAUCAACCAAACUCGGUUUCCAUUAUGAACCAAGUCCAAAGCGUGUUGUUCUCUAUAUAGAAAAAACUAAAGAUGGUCAUGUUACACCUGUGGACGUUACAGAAAUUGUUGAUUUUGCGUGUGGUACAAAUCAUACGGUAGCAAUUGAUUCGAAAAAACGUGUAUUUUCAUGGGGAUUUGGUGGUUUUGGACGUUUAGGGCAUGCUGAACCAAAAGAUGAAUUCGUACCACGACUUAUUAAAUAUUUUGAUUCACAAAAUCGUGGUGUUCGUAGUGUGUAUUGUGGCUCUACUUUCAGUUUGGCUAUAUCUGAUUUUGGCAGUUUAUUCAUGUUUGGACAAACCAAACGUACCGGUGAAGCUAAUAUGUAUCCAAAACCUGUACAAGACUUAGCUGGAUGGGAUAUUAAACAUAUUGGGGUUGGUAAUACAAGUAUCAUGAUUGCAGCUGAUAAUAGCGUUAUUGCAUGGGGUUGUUCGCCCACUUAUGGAGAAUUGGCGCUUGGCGAAGUUACAAAAUCAUCAACUGUACCAAAAGAAGUGAAUCGUUUUGAAGGUGUACAAGUAUUAUCGAUUAGUUUGGGUUAUUCACACAGUUUGUUCAUUGUAAAUGAUAAUACUCCUGAAUUAGCUGCAAAAUUAGAAAAAUUCCCAUUAUUCGAACCAUAAACUAAAUAAUUCCAAUAUUACACAAUCAAGCAAUCAAUCCUUUUGCGCAUAAUAAUAUUUAUCCUUGUUUAGUAUACUCAGGAUACGUAAUAAUAAUCAAUCCCAUUUAUUUAGAUUUGAUCAAUUAUUGGUGAUAUGAAUUUUGAGGUAUUCUUCAUUCAUAAACCUCACCAAAAAUAAUUUAACAGGAAUUAGCCAGUUCCCUCCGAUAAUUACGAUGUCAUUCGUAUAAUAAUAAUCUUCGAACCCUGCCAAUAAAAUAAACUAUCUAUUAGUGAACAUAUAAAUAUUAAACACGAGAAAAUAUUGUUUUAAAGUUGCAUUUUUUUGGUUAUUAUUUUGAAAAAUAAAACGAAUCUUUGAAUAUAAAUUGACUGAUAAGCCGUCAUAUAGGAAAUUAGGAGAUAUCGAAAAAUUUUAAUCAUAUUUUUCGACUACAUUCUUGAAGUUAAAACAAAAUUCGUCAUCAAAGUUAGGUACAAAUACUUUUAAUCCUAAAUCUAAGCCUUGGGCCUUGAGCCUUGGUGCUCGUACUACUUUAAGGGAAUAUUACAUGCAAUAUCAGUCGAUCAAUAUCAGGGCCGUAUUAACCAUAUUGGGCAAUCGGCUGGAAGAUAGUUUGCACCCCUCGAGUAAAGACGGUCCUGGAUUUAGAUUUUGAAAAUGUCUAGGA